ACACUGUGCAAGUAAAUCAGUUUUAGGUGUUAUGUCAUUUUGGUUGCCUUUUGGUUUAUGCAAUAUUUAUCUUUACUAAAUAAUAUAGAGCUGUAGAAGGUGUUUUGCAUACAGUGUAUGUGUUGUUUUCAGUCUUCUACUUCCUCUCCAUCUGUGCAUAAAAGAGGAAGUCACAAAUGCUUCAAAACAUGUCUGUGUAUCUUGCACUAUUUCAGUAAUAUUGUUGUUGAUCUUUGUAAUUCUGUGUGUAAUUCCAUGUUUAAAGUAAUUCCAUAUGAAGUGAGUUUCAGUGCAGUUAUUGGGGCCUUAGAGCUCAUAUCACUGAUCAUGCAACAUGUCCUUUUUCCUCUUUCUGUCUUAUGUCCAGUCACGGCUGGUUUUCAAGUUCAGCAGAAGCCCAGGUUUUACGGUGUAAACGUGGGAAAAGUGGUGGUAUUUACAUGUUCUGCUUCUGAUCUCACCCUUGGUGAUGCAGUGGUGACAUGGUACAAGAUUGAUAAAUAUGACAAGGAGAAAGUGUCCAAUGGUCAAAUGCAUCUAGUCAAAAAUGGCAGAUCAGUGCAGCGUUCAGGUAACAUGAAGGGUCACUUAACCAUUGAGAAUGUAGAGGUCGAAGACAGCGGCAUUUACUACUGCAAGAUGAACCAGACUUGGGGACGUGGAACAGAGCUGCAAGUAUUCAGACUGACCAAACAAAAAGUGGUUGAAAGGAGGAACAACAUGAAAGACAUGAUCAUUUUAUUCCAGGGUUUUCUCCUUAUGUUGUGUGUAAUCAUUCCUUUGGUCUGGUAUUACAGACUGGAGCAAAAAGAGGAAGCCGUAUAUGAAGAGCCUGAGCGUGAUCAUACAUAUGAGGGUUUGGAGAUCGAGCACUGUGGGGACCUCUAUGAAGACCUAACUGCAUUUGCUCAAGAGCCAGACACAGACGCAGCCUGGGAAGUCGAGUCUCCAGAACAAGAGUGAUAAAGUCAUGAUGCAGAAUACAUAUCAUGUAGUAGGCCAUCAGAAUUACAUGAUUGUCUUGGAGAAAGUUUUAUUGUGGAUUGAAAAAUUAGGACUACAUCACACAUUACAUAUACAAUAUAUAAAAAAUUAAGCAGAGUACACAAGGUAUUUUAUUUUUAUUUACAUCAUGUACCAUGCUGAUUUUUUCCUACAUCCACUCUAUACAAUAUAAUAUAUAAUAUAUAAUAUAACAAGCCUUGCACUUACAUAGUACUUAGUUUCUUUUGUAUUCUUUUGUUUCAUUAAAUGGCAAUAUUCAAUAACUUUUUUAUUCACCAGCUUAAACUUGGUUUGUUGAAGCUAUUCAUUUUAUGGUGCUCUAUAUAUUAGUAAUGAAAAUAUUUUAUAAAACAGAUGGAAAGGACCAGUUUUGAAAUUUGUUCCACCGGAAUAAAGACAUGUGGCCAUCAUCUGUGUUCUCUUUCACUUCAUAUCUAUUUCCAAACAUGCGAUCAUGAUGUUUAGGUGAUUUUCCACAGCGCCAACCAUUUACACAUAUUUUAAAAACCUCGCACUCCCACACAUGCUCAAACGUUACGAUAUUAACUAAUAUGUCAAAUAUGUUAACUCAAAACUAAUAACGUGCUUAUAGAUAUGCUUAAAGGACAUACAUGCUAAAAGUAUCAAAAUAUGCGUUCAUGUUUAUAGCAAUAUGAACCCAAAAUACACAUCUAAAUACAUAACAGAUGCAAAAUGUACAACUAUAAGAUGGUAAAAACAAUUCUACAUCUAAAGUAUUAAGUUGCUAAGAGAUGCUAAGUGUAUAGGAAGACAUGCUAAAAUGUUUUUCACUGACGAGACAUUUAUUUAGCAUUAUUAAAGGACUUUAUUUUAUAAAGGAUAAAAAGAGAGAGGGAAUGGUCAACUGUGUUUAGUGUUAAUUUGUUUCACUGACAUUACACAGCUUUAAAUGUAACUACAGAUAGAUAUAAGGUAUAAUGUGUUGUUUUUAAUAAAUGGAAUUAAAUUAAUUAUAUUGUAGUCAUCUGCAAAAUGUUGUAGUAUAAGAGGAAUUUGAGAUCUGCAGUAAAAUAGUAAUAAACUUCAGUGUGGUAACAGCACAGUAACUUCCUAUAACACUCCUUCCUAUAACUUCCGUUUCUUAAAACAAAAAAACAGAAAAAAUAUAUUAUAUUUUUUACUAUUACUAUAACUGCUAUAGUGGUA
Molecule: messenger RNA, 2172 nt
Organism: Ictalurus furcatus (blue catfish)
Lineage: Eukaryota; Metazoa; Chordata; Actinopteri; Siluriformes; Ictaluridae
Gene: cd79b
Product: CD79b molecule, immunoglobulin-associated beta
Exons: 4
Coding region: 118-963 (281 amino acids)
Biological process (GO): B cell differentiation; B cell receptor signaling pathway
Cellular component (GO): B cell receptor complex; external side of plasma membrane
Source: RefSeq, a predicted model, not a curated record